GCUGGUGGGUGGCAGAUCGAGAAAAAAAUAACGAAAAAAUGAUGCAGAUCGCCGCAAAACAGUGCCCUUUUAAUAAUUGAAAAAAAAUCUGGUGCAACCUUUGCAUUUUGUACAAAAGCUAGCAAUAUUUCUAAAGUAAUAUUCAAUACAGUAGCAAUCAGUGAAAAAUCGGUUUAAAUUGAGGUCCGUGUAGUUGCGAGAACCGUCACGAAAAAUUGUUUGCGUGGGUGACGGACGGACGGUCGACGACGACGCCGUCAAGGACAUUCGCGGUGCAUCCAGUUGCAGUGUUAGAGAGGGCAACGAUCCCACAGGGCAAAAACAAUGUUGGACUGUUUCCUGAACCUGUUUCUGUCGGUUUUGCUGAUUCUUGGGGCCGUUUGGGUGGCCGGGCGUUACUUUUUGCGGGAGGAUGUGGUCUACAUUCCGGACGGUAAGCGACGCCACGAGUGGAAAUCAAUCAAAUUCCAGAAUCGGCCUUGUUUUUGUUCGAUUUGUGAGAAUCUGAUGUCUUCGAAUGGGGUUUUCUGCGAAAACUGUGGGAUUUGUUCGGACAACGGAUGCAUUCGGAAAGCGGACACGGAAUUUCGGUGCAAGGAGUUGCGCAUCCGUAGCCGAGCGGACGACGGAAAGGAGAGCCGUCACCUGUGGGUAAAGGGGAACUUGCCACUGGGGUCGGAGUGUUGUGUUUGUGCGGAGGACAUCGAUCAGAGCAGUGAACCGGGGCUGUUUGCCCAGCGGUGUGCUUGGUGCCAACGGUCGGCACACGAUAAAUGCUUCAGCGAGGUUUCCAAGACGUUGUGUGACUUUGGCGAGUUCAAGAGCAUGAUAUUCCCGCCCAAAUGCAUUCUGGCGUCGCGUUCCAAGGGAGCUCCGAAAGUACACUUGACUGGAAUCAUUCCCCCGGAGUGGAAGGACCAGUGGAAACCACUCAUCGUGGUUGCUAAUUCCAAGUCUGGAAGCAGUGGCUCCUUGGAAGUUGUGGCAUCGAUGCGUGGAAUCCUGCAUCCGCUGCAGGUGUUUGAGUUGGAGUCGCACGGUCCCCAGGAAGCGCUUCAGUGGGCGAUCUACGCGGCCCCGGCCACCUGUCGCAUUUUGGUGGCCGGAGGUGAUGGCACUGUUGGCUGGGUCCUAAACACGUUGCUCCAGAUGAAGGUGGAACCCCUGCCGGAGGUGGCCAUUCUCCCGCUCGGAACCGGUAACGAUCUGUCGCGUGUGCUUGGCUGGGGAGCAGAAGGUCCGGACACGUUCAAUGCGGUUGAGUACCUCCGGAAGAUCGAAAAAGCUGAACCGGUCCAGCUGGACCGGUGGCUAAUGGAGAUCACAGUGCUACAUCAGAGUCGGUUUCAUGUUCCGCGGUUCCACUAUCGGCGAAGCGUUUUUGUGUACAAUUAUUUCAGCAUCGGCGUUGACGCACUCGUGACUUUGAAUUUCCACAAAGCGAGAGAUAGUUCGUAUUAUUUGUUUAGCAGCAGAUUUAUAAACAAGGCUUUAUAUUUGUGCUACGGGACGCAUCAGGUGGUCCAACAGGAUUGCGUUGACUUGGAGAAAAAGGUGGAAAUAUAUUUGGACGAUGUCAAAAUUGAUCUUCCGGAGCUGCAGUCCAUCGUCGUACUUAAUAUCGAUUCCUGGGGAGCUGGAGUGAAACUUUGGGAGAUGAGCAAGGACUCGCCCACUCACGGCGGUAGUAGCAUGCGUGAAGUCCACAGCAUUUCCGACGGCAUUGUGGAAGUGUUCGGCGUGGUGUCAUCGUUCCACAUUGCUCAGCUGCAGGUUGGACUGAGCAAACCCGUUCGACUUGGGCAGGCCCGCCGGGUAAAACUCCGGCUGCACGGAACGCUUCCGGUGCAGGCCGAUGGAGAACCGUGGAUGCAAUCGCCCUGUGAUAUCAGCAUUGGCCACUGCGGUCAGGCCACGAUGCUACGGAAUGUAAGCGAAUGAUGCGACGAAGCGUAAGUAAUAUGUUGAUCCUUGACACGUGUACACUUACAUUUUAUUAUCGACCCCUGGAAACGGCUAACCGAGAGCGUAACAGCUUGGAAUUUGGUGAUUGCCGAUACUAAAACUCAGUUGCGGUUUUACCGAUAUGUCGGUAAAAUUUGGCGGUUGAAUUGACAAACAUGUUACCAAGAAUAAAAAAAAGAAUCGUUGGUAAAAUUUUUACUGAGUUUCAGUAAAUAAAUCACCCAAUGCGUUUACUGGAAAUCAAUUUAACUAUUUAAGUGUAAUCUCUAUCUCAGCCCACGAUAUUGAACUUAAUGGAACCCACGAAUCUUUAGUCAGUUUCACCGAAGAAUUACAUUAUAGAGAAAAGUUCAUAUAUUAUCUUAUCCCUUCCAAAUGAUAUUAUACAUACAUAUUACAUUGUCUCAUAAAAAUAAAAAGAGACAUGUGUUACGCCGUGAAUCUGAAUUGCUUAAUCUUAGUGAGCCGUACGUAUCGAUGUAUUGGAACCAAACGGGCAACUUUUACCAACAACCUUAAGCUUUUAUUUGUCAGCAUUAUUUUUUGUGUACUAUCGACUAGGUAGACCGUAAGUUGCAAACGGGAAUUGCCGAACGAAUAAUCGGAAGACUUAUCUCAACCAUGGCGGAUUAAGAUAUUAUCAUUGUAAUGUGGAAUACUACCUGUGUACUUUAAUGUUUAAUAGAUCUGAUAUAUCAGCGUGCAUUUCGCGAUGUGCAUUUUUACUUGUUGAAACAAAGCCACCUAGCGUCGGAUUAUUUAUAUCUCUAUUUGUAUAUUUGUAAACUGUGCAAGCGAUACAUUUAUAAAGUCAAAGAAUACCAAAUUAAAUAAAAACAUAAGGUUCGAUCA
Molecule: messenger RNA, 2817 nt
Organism: Aedes albopictus (Asian tiger mosquito)
Lineage: Eukaryota; Metazoa; Arthropoda; Insecta; Diptera; Culicidae
Gene: Dgkepsilon
Product: diacylglycerol kinase epsilon
Exons: 4
Coding region: 325-1941 (538 amino acids)
Molecular function (GO): ATP-dependent diacylglycerol kinase activity
Source: RefSeq, a predicted model, not a curated record